Molecule: messenger RNA, 1552 nt
Organism: Impatiens glandulifera
Lineage: Eukaryota; Viridiplantae; Streptophyta; Magnoliopsida; Ericales; Balsaminaceae
Exons: 5
Coding region: 988-1341 (117 amino acids)
Source: RefSeq, a predicted model, not a curated record
UAUAACUUGUGCCUGUUGGAUCAGAUGGGCAGUUGUUGUCGCACCAUUAGUAGAUUAUGUUUUUUCAUAUAAUAUUAUCAGGGUUUAUAUCAAGGUAGAUUGUUUAACAGGAGGAUUAUAUUUUGAACGAGUAGUUUUAAAAUGCCCACAUUAGUUAAUGACUUAUAGUCAAGGUUUUGUUCAGUCACUGUGAUGGAAUACUCUGAUUGGAGGGACAUGGUAAGGUAUUUCUUUUGACUCCUUGUUUGUAGUGUGUUACUUAUUUGGGUAAAUUAUGACUAAAUAUAUUGAUGAAAAGUCAUAUUGUUUUAAAAGGUGGUUAAAAUUCGAAGGAUAAAAUCACGAUUGCACCAGCUGGGAAUUGAACCCGGGAUCUGUAUCAAUCUUUUUGGAAUGGACUUUAAGAUAACUAGUCCUAUAAUUUUUUUGUUAAUAUUGUGAUAAAUAUAUUCCCACAUCGAUAUAUUUAGAUAUUAAGCUUAUGAAUAUAUUAAUUAGAACUGAUAUUAUAUUUGCCGGGCUUUGGUAAUGCGGGCCUGUAACCCAUAUGGGGGCAUUAAGGUUAUUGGAUGGCUGGCGCUGAGCUUAGUUGAGUAAAUACCCAACUAAUGCGAGGUUUAAUUGAGUAGAUUUGGGGUUUCUUUUACCUCCUACCCAAUUAAUGCGUUUCAGUUGACAAUUAUCUGCCGGGCUUGGUAAUGUGGGCCUGUAACCCAUAUGGGGGCAUUAGGAUUAUUGGAUAGCAACAAUUUUUUUUUUUAAUUUUGCAAUUGAUUCAUAAACUCACACCAAAGAUUUGAUUUUCUUUUUUUUUGUAGGCAUAUAUAUGUUUGAUGAUAUUUUAGACUUGUACUCAAAUUGCAACAAUGACCUUCCUUCAAGAAUUCUUCUUGGUGGUUCCUUAUUGAGGAAGUUCUUACUGUCCAUGGAAUGUUUGGAAAUUGCUUGGAGAGGAGAAUUUUCUAAUAGACCAGAAAGUGAAAAGGAAUGAAGGGAGAGAUGAGAUCGAGGGGCUUGGAGGGACAUGGGCACAGAAAACGAGUACCAGUCACCAAACAUGAAUGGAAUGUUUGGAAACUGUUUGAAGUCUUGGAGAGUUUUCAAGUAGACCCGAGAAUGGGAGGAGGAAGAAGCUUGGAGGGACAUGGUAAGAUAUGUGGGUACAGAAAGGGUACAGAAAACGAGUACCAGCCACUAAACAUGAAUGGAAUGUUUGGAAACUGCUUGAAAGUCUUGGAGAGUUUUCGAGUAGACCCGAGAGUGGGAGGAGGAAUGAGCUUGGAGGGACAUGAUUUGGUGUUUGUUGGUAUUGAGAAUCAGAUGCGUGGGUGGUGGACAUAGAAGACGAGUAUCAAAAGUUCAGAUAUGAUUUUUCAUGGUUCCAUAUUUCUCCUUUCCUUCUUGAGAAAGGUAUAUUUCUUUUCAACUCCAUGUCUUGUGUUUUAUCAAAGAAAAAAGUAACUAUGACUUAAUAUAUUGAACAAUAAUGAAUCGAUAUAUUUAAAGUUUAAUAUUCUUAAUGCAAUUGAUUAGAAUAAAUUCGAGUUUUUAC